GUGGUCCAUGAUAUCAUCAUCGACAGACAAAGCGCUGAGCGACACAAUGAUCCGUCCCGCCGUACACGAUGUCCGAUUACCUUCGAGAGAUUGAGAGGCUCCAGCAUGAGCUGCAGCAGGCCAAGGCACGAGAAGAGCGAGAGCGGCGCGAGAAAGAACAGGCCAAGGCACGAGAAGAGCGAGAGCGGCGCGAGAAAGAACAGGCCAAGGCACGAGAAGAGCAGGAACGGCGCAAGAACCAGAAUACUACGCUGGAGGAAUAUCUAUACAACUGCCACUUUCACCUCUACAAAAAACUCGGUUUUUCCGACCCAUCCAAAUCUUCGACGGGAUUCACGAGGGUCGAGGGGAAAUAUUACCCUAAGUGGCUUUGCCCUUGGGACAAUUUCGCCAACGUCCACCGACAACGCCAUUUUGAGGUCAUCAGGACGAUCUUAGGAGAAAGACGACUCUUCCAUCGAGAGAAUACGACCAGAGAUCUAGGGUCGACCAUCUCUCGCAAUGCGGCAGGCAACGAGAACGCUAUCGAUAACUUUGAGAAGCUUGCCGUGGAACAUCCUGUCUGGGAAAUUCUGCGUCCACUCUGGGAAGAAGAGGAACUACGUGGGGAAUAUUCGUGUAUGGGGCUUCGAUUCAGCAACAACAACCGCGACUUCACGCAACCGAACGAUAGUAGCCCGUCUAGGGAAAAGGAUGACCCGAGCGAGGAACGACAUGAGCGGCGGCGACGAACAGGACCAAAUAAACGAGUAGCGUCCGAGCAGAGAGUUAUGCCUCCGCCGAUAAAACCUGACGGAUGGGGAGUUCGUACGCGCCUAGACGAAAGCGAGAGCGUGGCGUUUGUGUACGACUAUAAGGCAGCCCACAAGAUCGCCAUCAGGUAUCUUAGGCCGGCCAUCGCGAAGGAGAAGCUAUUUAUGGAAGUUGUUGAGCGAAUGAAUAACAAUACAACUACUCGAAGCGAUAGCGAGCUGAAGGAACAGGAGAGGGCGGAAGCACUGAUUGCCAUGGCACUAACUCAAGUCUUCGACUACAUGAUCAGGUACGGGGUGGUCUACGGCUACGUGGCUGCCGGCCAGUCCUUGUUGUUUCUUUACGUCGACCGAACCCACCCAGAGACUUUAUACUGCCAUCCGUGCAUUCCUGGCGAAGAGGUGGGCGAAAUGUCGACCACAGACUGGCCUGACAUGGCGCCCUAUACCGCCGUGGCUCAACUAGCCAGUUUCUGCUUACUGAGUCUCCGAUCCGAAGCUCUCCAGGGUGCGGCACUCGAGGCGGCAUUGCAGAAGGCUCAGAGAGUUCUGAGAAAGUGGAGUGAUCCGUACGAGGAUGCGGCAAAUCUCGAGACGCAUUCACCCUCGGCGGCGGCGUCGUCGUCGUCGCAAACAACAGAAACGACAGAGGGCUCGAAUUUCGUAUCCAGCGCGAGGCCGGCCGGCCGUGAAUUCUUACUACGAUCGAGGUCGUCCUGCAGGGACACGACGGACGUCCGCAGAGACGAGGACGAGGAGGAUGGGCCCGGCGAUGACGUACUCCCGUCUUGGACGAAGACGGACGGUAGUAAGCGGAAGGAAGGUCCCUCAAGCGGCAGUUCCGAGGAUGGGGACGCUACGAUGUCUGAUUCGCCACCCACCCGGCAAUACUGCACGCAAGCCUGCCUGUUGGGCCUGAAGAAGGGGGGGGAACUCGACGGCAGCUGCCCCAAUGUGCUCGCCCACCGCGCUGCUGGAGGCAACAACCGGCAUCCUAUCGACGCGGACAAGUUCGUCCGCCUGAUGGGUGAGCGCUUGCGCCAGAACCCGUAUCGUGGCUGUAUAGCGUUGGACGGCUGGGGCAAGAUGGGAGCGACAGGGCUCCUCUUCAAGCUGGAACUGCAGCCGUACAGCUAUACGUUCGUGGGAAAGGGGACACUCUCGGGGCGCCUCCACGACUUGGAGCACGAGAGCCGCGUCUAUGCGCGGCUCGACAGGCUCCAGGGCGAGGUUGUGCCGGUGUACCUGGGACUGGUCCGGUUAGACCCGGGCUACAUCCUUCCCGGCUGGGCCAGGGUCGUCCACAUGAUGCUGAUGUCGUGGGGCGGCGAGGCGGUAACAACGGCGUGCAUACCAAACGUGGAGGCGGAGGUUCGGCGCUCCUCGCAGGCUGUCUGGGCCGAAGGCGUGGACCACGGCGACGAACGUGACGCCAAUCGGCUUUGGAACAACGAGCGCCGCCGUGUUAUGCUCGUCGACUUUGACCGUGCCACCCUUCUCCCAAGUCCCAAACACAAGCAGUUUCCUGAUUUGUUAGGGAAGAAGAGAAAGAGGUCAGGUCCAGAAUUCAGUAGUCAUACCCGGAAACGUGGCUUCCUACCACGUCAUCUACAGUCACGGCGUGAAGUGACUUAGACGGCUUGGAAAAGUAUCAAUUAGCACCACGUGGAAUAGAUAGCAAUUAAUUCGCGCAACUCAGAAGGCACUUAUUCAAGGGAAACAUUGUCUCCUAAACAGUUAUGGCGUGGGCGGCGAUUAUAGUUAUCGGAGUAGUGUAUUAAGUCGUUAGAGGAGGCUAUUAGUAGGAUCCGCUAAUAGGAAGGAUUUAGCAUGCUCUAUCUAUGGGGUAAGCUAUUCAUAAAAGUCGAG
Sodiomyces alkalinus F11 is the source of this 2621-nucleotide messenger RNA. RefSeq lists its product as hypothetical. The record is from RefSeq and is a predicted model, not a curated record. Bases 69 to 2387 code for a protein of 772 amino acids. The transcript has a single exon. Lineage: Eukaryota; Fungi; Ascomycota; Sordariomycetes; Glomerellales; Plectosphaerellaceae.